GCAUGAACCUGAAAAAUAUGAAGCCUUACAGGAGGAGAAAAAUUGAAGAAGACUCCUCUUCUAGAUACAGUUCUAUCACCCUAAGUCCUUCUCCUAGGAACAAAAGGGAUGGUUUUCUGGAAUACUUCCACAAACUACUCAACAAUGAUAAUAAAGUUGCAAAAAAGCCUAGCAUGACCAUCAUCAACGAGAUAUUCAACUUUGACAAAGACAAGAAGAAGUUAUUUUCAUUAUCUAAGCAUUUCUUUUAUAAUAAAGACCACACUCAGGAUAAGGAAGAGAAGCACAAGAAGUUCCUGGAGUUCCAUCUAAAAUUAGAAACUGCUCUUGAGGAGCAGAAGGAAAGAUUCAAUAGACUUCACAAAGAUAGGAUAAUCAACAAAGCUAAGAGAAUAGCUAACUCCAAACUUAAACUGAAGAAGAAAUGUGAUAUACCUCUCACUGAUGAAGUAAUGAUCAACCUAGGACAAGCUGAGAAAAGUCACCCAGAACUUCCAAAACCGAGAGAGAGGAAAUAACAGGAGUGUGAAUUACUCUCACAAUCAUAAAUUCCCACAACUAAAGCUAGAUGAAUCUGUACUAGUCCUACCAGAGGAAUCGAUGAGCAAGCUAGCUUAUAUCCAAGAAGAAAGUAGACCGAAAAGGUCUCGGAGAUAUCCCAGAAGUGUGAAUAUAACUAUGAAGAAACAUGCUUAUCCCCAAAGGGAGAUCUCUCAAGAAGAUAUGGACAGAGUGCUAGACUCACUGAGGAUUAAGUCCACUCAAGAGGAAAUACCAACUGAGGAUAUUGCAGUUAACAAGAAUAAAAUUCUUAAGUGGGACAGUAUGCAAGAAUUAUUAAGAAAAGAGCAUGACCAAAGAGUUCUCCAAGCUUUGAUCACCCAAGGAAAAAUCCAGGCUGAAGAGGAAGUGUACCUCAAAGGUGUAAAAGUGGACAAGGCAAUUUGUGAAAUUACAGAAGAAAACCAAAAAUUCUUCAAAUUCUACCUCAACAAAUUCAGUAUCGACUCCAACAAGCUCAAUCCUUUCAUUACUCCCCCUUCAGGUCUCUCACGCAAGAAUGGGCCCAAAAGGAAAUAAGCCCAAAAGAGUCAAGAAGAAAAGUAUCAGUAGAUAUCCCAUACUCCCAAAAAUGAACUUGAAGAGUAAUGACCUGGGCUGGUGGGCAAGGCUGGGUUUCAAGCUGGGGGCUAGGCGUUUUGGGAUUUUGAAGAAUUAGCAUGGGUAGUUGGG
This is a messenger RNA of Moneuplotes crassus, 1233 nucleotides long. NCBI's taxonomy places the organism in Eukaryota, Ciliophora, Spirotrichea, Euplotida, Euplotidae. The record is from the annotation of a GenBank genome assembly.